AUGAAUCAAUACAGCUUUCUAGCUGUGCCAUUGAAAUCCACAAGUGAUGUGGAUCUAGUGAAGCCACUGACACUGUACAUUGACACUGUAUAUAAAACGUCAGAGGACAACAAAGCGGAAGUAGCUGAAGCUGUGCAAGAACUGAAUAAACUUCGAUCGAAAGCCUGCUGCCAACCACUGGAUAAACAUCAGUCAGCACUUGACAUAGUCACACGGUAUUAUGACCAACUGGUUGCUAUUGAGAACAAGAUCAUCAUCUCGGCCACACAGAAUCCCGUUGUUUUCAAAUGGAAAGAUGCGUUUGACAAGGGUAGCUUGUUUUUCAGCAAGGCUUCACUAUCAAUAUCAGAUGGAGCGUUCGAACGUGCAGCCGUUUUGUUCAACUGUGGUGCUCUGAUGUCACACAUAGCGGCCUCUCAGCCUCUGUUAACAGAUGAGGAAAUGAAAACGGCUGCAAAGCUUUUUCAACAGAGCGCAGGCGUCUUUGCNCGUCUGCGAGAUACAGUGUUAGGAAUGGUUCAACAAGAUCCCACUCCCGACCUAAUGCCGGACACUCUCGCUGCUCUUAGCGCUAUUAUGCUUGCUCAAGCACAAGAAUCCAUUUACAUCAAAGCUUACAAGGAUAAAAUGAAGCCAUCUGCCCUCGUCAAAAUCUCAGCGCAAGCAGGCGAUUUUUAUCAGGACGCUCUUAAAGCAAUGAAUAGGGAUGCUGUAAAAGGAUUAUGGGAGAAGGAAUGGGUACAUAUUAUAACUGGGAAGAUGUUUGGAUUCCAAGCAGUCUCUCAGCUACACCAAGCCGGGAUCAAUGCAGAGCAGCAAGAAAUGAGUGAGCAAUUGAGCAGACUAGGUGAAGCACUGAAACUGUCAGAGAUGGCAGCUAAGUACUUACCAUCGGGAUGCAUGGCAGAGCAACUCAAUUCGAUUCAGAAAAUGUACACUGCAGCUAAGAAGGAUAAUGAUUUUAUUUACCAUGAACGCAUUGCCGACUUUCGUUCUCUACCUGCCCUACCGCGAGCUGCUUUGGCCAAAGCACUUCCCGUUACUCAUCCUAUUUCUCCUCGAUUCAAGGAUAUGUUCGCAAGUGUCGUACCAGUACAAGUUCAUAAUGCCAUGCAGUGUUAUGAAGGCCGUAAAGCGGAACUGGUAAAUAUUGAAACCGGAAGGCUUCGUGAGCACACUCAGUUGAUGAAUGGAAUCCUGGCUUCCUUGAAUUUACCGGCUGCUCUGGACGACGUUACGUCGAUGGAUACCUUGCCUGAAUCGAUAAAGCAGAAAUCUGCAAAGAUAAAGCAAGCAGGUGGAAUAACUGAACUGCAGCGAUUGUUCAGCGAGUUACCAGGACUCUACAAACGAAACGAGGAGAUUUUGGAUGAGACGAACCGUGUUUUGUCGGAAGAAAAAGACAGUGAUGACACUCUCCGUCGUCAAUUCGGGACGAAAUGGACGCGGAUGAGCAGUGAACAAUUGACUGGACCAUUGCUACAGGAGAUCGGCAAGUAUCGAGGCAUUCUGCACACAGCUUCGAAUGCUGAUAAAAUGGUCAAAGAGAAAUUCGAGACGAACCGAGCAGGCAUUGAAAUGCUGAGCAAAAAUGAGGUUGAACUACGCACUUCCAUUCCCAGCCAAGCACAGCACGCUGUUGGUGGAGCAUCUGAAGCAGUGACAAAGCUUCGCGAACUGAUGAAUCAAGUGCAAGAAAUCAAAGUGCAGCGAGAGAAAUUGGAAAAGGAUUUCAAAGCCGUUCGCUCUGAUAUCGCAGAUGAUCUUUUGAAAGCAAUGGCUGAGAGUCAGAUUCUGAACGAGGAGCAGAUAUCGAAAGAGAAAAUUCAGGAGAUCUACGGGCCUCUGAAAGAACAAGUGGAACAGAGUAUCAAACAACAGGAUCACAUUAUGGCUGAAGUUCAGACAUGGAAUAAUCGCUUCACCGCUGAAAAAUCGGGGUCAGGUACGGGUGCGGAGAGGGAACGUGUGCUUAAGAUGCUUGCCACUGCUGCUGAUUCCUUCCACGAACUCAAAGGAAAUCUCGAGGAGGGAACCAAAUUCUAUAACGAUCUCACGCCUAUACUGGUGCGGCUUCAACAGAAAGUCAGUGAUUUCUCGUUUGCUCGUCAAACAGAGAAAGAGGAUCUGAUGCGUCAAAUGCAACAGAAUAUUGUCUCCGGAGGAGGGUCUGGUGGUGGCGGAGGCGGUAGUGCGGCUAAAUCUCCCCCUCCUCGUCCUCCUCCGCCUGCUUCUCGCACUGAAGUUGAACCGCCAAUACCACCACCGCGAACACAGCAAAGCCUGCAAGCAGUGCCUGGCGGAACACCGACUGCACCAGUGCAGCAACUUGCUCCAGCACCGCAACUUCCGCAUCCAGGAUAUUACCAACAACCCGUGCCAUAUGGUACGGCAUUUUGUGACGUUUUACGUCAACCGCAGCCAUUCUUAUAUCAGCCACAGUACCAACCUAACUUCGCCAAUCCUUACCCGACAUUCCCAGGAGCGUUUCCUAACUACCAACAAGGCUAUGGUCAUUUCCCUCCCCCACCUCAACAACAGAAUCCUUUCGCUCCAGGCUAUAAUACGCCCCAACAAGGGUACAACACACCACAGCAGUAG
This is a messenger RNA of Haemonchus placei, 2601 nucleotides long. The record is from the annotation of a GenBank genome assembly. Lineage: Eukaryota; Metazoa; Nematoda; Chromadorea; Rhabditida; Trichostrongylidae.